UUCAAUAUUUAAGAAAAGAUUAAAAAAAGAUAUUAAUAAAAAAACUGCAAUGUCCAAUUCUACGAUAGUUGAUGAGAUUCGUUGCAAACUAACAAUUGAUUGGAAAGUUCUUGGCUCGAUAUACGAUUUAUUGUGCAAUGAGAAAGCGUUUUGUGUUAGCGAGGCCGAUCGUGGAGAAAAAAUAGUUAAUUUUGUGCAGCCCGAAGAGUUAAAGAAAUUAAUUGAUCUUACAAUUUCGGAACACGAAAAUCAUUCAAUUAAAGAUAUUGAAGAUAUAAUUCGUUCGGUUAUAAAAUAUUCCGUCAAAACUAGUCAUGGUCGAUUUCACAAUCAAUUAUUUGGACAAAUGGAUCCUUAUGGACUUGCAGGCACAUGGAUAAGUGAAGCACUCAACACAAGUGCGUAA
This is a messenger RNA of Teleopsis dalmanni, 406 nucleotides long. RefSeq names its product acidic amino acid decarboxylase GADL1-like. Gene Ontology annotation, molecular function: carboxy-lyase activity. The record is from RefSeq and is a predicted model, not a curated record. Gene Ontology annotation, cellular component: cytoplasm. Bases 50 to 406 code for a protein of 118 amino acids. NCBI's taxonomy places the organism in Eukaryota, Metazoa, Arthropoda, Insecta, Diptera, Diopsidae. The transcript is spliced from 2 exons.